AUGGCGUUCAACAGAGGUCGCCCACUUUGCGCCUGGCGCACAAAGCUCUUCUGCCUUAUGGCCCAUUUCACUAUAGCCUUCGUAUGGGCUGCAGAAGAUCAAGAGGAUUCGUCGGAGUCAGGCGAUUCUUCGACUUUUGACGAUGUGGCACCACACAUGGCUCCACUCUUAACUUCGAACCUCAUGUUGGACCCUCAAAACAGGCUUGGCGAGACAUCGGUCACCGAACUCGCCGACUUAGUGAAGCGCCUUGAGCAUGCAGAGGACGAGAUGUGGUCGACUGUAGAGAAGGACCAUGACCUCAUGAAGGAGCUGGCUCAUAUACCCCUAAAUUCGUUGGAGUUUGGAAAGCAGCAGACUGAUGCCAUAGAGAGAGUUAUAAACGGACUCAAGCGGAAGAUUGCCAUGUUCAGGUGGCAGUAUCGCGAACUGCUGGAGCUAAUAAGCUCAACCGCCAUCCAGAACGCCGGGGUCACCAGGGAGCGGCUUGGGAAGCUACGGAUGCGGGUGAGCGACGCUGUACGCAUGGUGUCUGUUAUUGCAUUGGAGGAAUUUGGGGCAUUCGCCAGUCGCCUGAAAUCCACGCCUAAGGAGCGAGUUCUGCUGGCUCGCGAGUAUGGCGCUGAAAUGGCACUCAGCACUCAUCGAGUGGAGCUCAUGGAAAAGAAGUACAAACAGCUGUGCGACGCGUAUGAUAAAAUCGUGGACCGCGUACAGCACUGGGAUAAAGAACUAACUGCCCAUUCCAUCAGAAUGUCCGAAAGGGCAAUGGAGGAAAUGCGCAUUCAGAUGGACAGCUACGCUAGUGCUGCAGGAGCUGCAAUGUCCGUCAAGGAAACGGAGUUCACGCGUUUCGUGAAGAACUCGAGAAUGGAAGAGCUUUACUUUCAGUCAAUCAUCGAGGACUGCACCGAGCAACUCAGUUCAAAGGGAGUUGCUGUCAUUGAUGUCAGUAAGGCAAGGGACCCAACUAAUCCGGGGAUCACCACAGCGGGCGGUUGGAUCAGCAAAAUAAUCGAGGCCAUCUCAUCGCUAAACUCAUCUUGGGCCAUCUACCCUGCGUUUGUGCAUGUGGACGAGCAAGACACGAGGUAUCCUGGGGGCUCUAGUCGACUGCAGCUUCAGCCGUCAGUGCGAACGAUUCAGGCUGCAGUGGAGCCAUUGUUUAAGGAGCCAGGCUUAUCUCAGUACUCCGUAAUUUCAAUUAGUCAACUAUUGACACGCAUUGUUGUCGCAUCAACCAAUGUUGCUGGAAUGGCUGUCUCGCCGGUUUCGGUUUUUGCUUCAACUGAGCCUGCUGUUGUAACGUCGGCGAAACAUUUUGGUUUUCACUUCACUCGACGUCUGACACACCUUAAGGCAUCAGACUUCAGCAUCACGAGCAACGACCAGAAGGUUCUUAUCGCCUAUGUCGGCCAGACCCCGCGUGAGUCAACACCCGACACCAGAGUGGCCGAAUUUAAAGGCAACGAGAUGAAUUUGGGCUGGCUUUCUCAGUUAGGCACCGCCAUCGUUUCGUUUUUGUCAUUUGAUGCAACCGGCCCUUUCGAAUUGCUCGAGCUGCGAUCGCGAGUUAGGAAUGAGCUUGCUUAUGUGGCCGCAAUCGAACGCAACACAAGUACACGGCUGCUAUCUGGGGCCCUAGCCAGCAGCUACGAUACACUUUUGGCUGAAGGAGAUUCGGACCUCGGAUACUUCAAGCUCUUCGAGAGGCACAACACGGCAGUAUUCGUGGGAAUUACGUCGUUGCCACCGUUGCAACUGCCACUGUCUUCCUUCCUAAGGGCAGCUGCAUUUAUCAUGCGAAUCGAAGUUGCACGCUCCGCUUAUGGACAAAGAGAAUAUGUGGUGCCCUCAAGGGAUACUGUCCUGCAAGCCCUGACUCAUCUCCUCCUUUACCCCAUGAUGGGAGACGCCCAGGCGCUCGUUCGCACACAGCUGAAGCGAGACACACGGUUUCCGUUUCUCCGCGUCAAGUCUGGCGUAUCAUUAGGCUACCUGAUAACAUCUCAGAGACGAAUUCUGCUCGGACGGGACCAUCUUGCAGAUCUCAGAAGUCAGCACGUUCGGAGGAACUCGAUGGUGGCGACUCUGACGUCAUACGUUUCCACUGAUUUCAUUCCACAGAAUGUGGAAUCUCUUAGAGGCAAGUUGGAUGGCCGUUUGCUCUAUGUGCAGGUUUGCAUUAUCGGUGAACAGUGCAACUGA
This is a messenger RNA of Eimeria mitis, 2208 nucleotides long. RefSeq lists its product as uncharacterized. The record is from RefSeq and is a predicted model, not a curated record. The transcript has 8 exons. The coding region runs from base 1 to 2208 and encodes 735 amino acids. Lineage: Eukaryota; Apicomplexa; Conoidasida; Eucoccidiorida; Eimeriidae.